This is a messenger RNA of Diplodia corticola, 2619 nucleotides long. RefSeq lists its product as uncharacterized. The record is from RefSeq and is a predicted model, not a curated record. The transcript has 2 exons. Lineage: Eukaryota; Fungi; Ascomycota; Dothideomycetes; Botryosphaeriales; Botryosphaeriaceae. Bases 1 to 2619 code for a protein of 872 amino acids.
AUGGUAUUCGGCACCCUCCCGGACACCAGCUCCGGUCUCGCGGCCGCCCCCCGCAAGCGUUACGACUCGUUUAACAACGUCCAGCAUCCCACCACCUCCCCUACCGUCAUUGACAUCCGCCGUGAUGCUGGCGAGAUCUCCCUGGCUCAGGCCAUCUCCGACGGCCUACGUCCCGCCGACGGAGGCGAAAAGACACUCCCCACCCUGCUCCUCUACGACGAGGCUGGUCUGAGACUCUUCGAGAAAAUCACCUACCUGGACGAGUACUACCUCACCAAUGCCGAGAUCGAGACGCUGGAGGCCUACUCCGAUGCCAUUGCCGAGCACAUCCAGCCCGGUUCUAUGAUCAUCGAGCUUGGGAGUGGCAACCUGCGCAAGGUGAACAUCCUCCUGCAGGCCCUGGAAAAGCAGCAGAAAGACGUCGACUACUUCGCCCUCGAUCUUUCUCUUCCCGAGCUGGAGCGUACCCUGGCUGAGGUUCCCAGUCAAAGCUACAACCACGUGACAUGCUACGGCCUCCACGGUACCUAUGACGAUGGCAUGGAGUGGAUGAAACGUCCCGAAAUUGCUUCCAGGCCCAAGACGGUGCUCUGGAUUGGCUCCAGCGUUGGUAACUUCAAGAGACACGAGGCAGGACCAUUCUUGCACAGCGUUUCCGACUCCCUGCAGACAGGGGACAAGCUCCUCAUUGGUAUCGAUGCCUGCAAAGAUCCAAAAAGAGUCUACCAUGCGUACAACGACCGACAUGGCGUCACCCACGACUUCAUCCUCAACGGCCUGAAGAACGCAAACAGAAUCCUCGGCUCCGAGCAGUUCAAGCCUGGCGAAUGGGACGUCAUUGGCGAGUACGACUCCCAAAACGGCCGCCACCACGCUCUAGUCUCGCCCCGUAAGAACGUGACUAUCGAUGGCGUCGAUAUUGAAGCUGGCGAGAGGCUUCGGAUCGAAGAAAGCUACAAAUACAGCACUGAGGAGACUCGGCAGUUGUGGGAGGAGGGACAGGUGGUGGAAGGUGCCAAGUGGACCAACAAAGCUGGCAACUACGGACUCCACCUGGUCUCGAAGCCGAAGGUCUUUUGGCCUUUGAGACCGGAGGAAUACGCCGCUCGCCCGCUUCCAUCCGUGACGGACUGGAAGCAGCUUUGGUCUGCCUGGGAUGCCGUGACUCUGGACAUGUUGCCGGACGAACAGCUGUUGGAGCAGCCCAUCAAGCUCCGUAACGCUUGCAUAUUCUACCUUGGACACAUUCCGACAUUCUUGGACAUCCACCUUUCCCGUGCCACCGGCCGACCCGGAACCGAGCCGAGGUAUUAUCCGCAGAUCUUCGAGAGAGGAGUCGAUCCGGAUGUCGACAACCCAGCGCAGUGCCACUCUCACAGUGAGGUUCCGGAGUCGUGGCCUCCCGUCAAGGAAGUUCUCAAAUUCCAGGAUGCUGUCCGGAGCAGGGUCAAGGGAUUGUAUGACUCCGGGGAAGCUGAGUCCAAUCGUCGCGUUUCCCGAGCCAUUUGGAUUGGCUACGAGCACGAGAUCAUGCACCUGGAGACGCUGUUGUAUAUGCUUCUGCAAAGCGACACGACUCGACCUCCGCCCGCGACAAUCAGGCCCAACUUUGAGGUCCUGGCCAAGCAAGCGGCGCAGGAGGCAGUUGAAAACAAAUGGUUCACUGUCCCUGCUUGUGAGAUGUAUGAAGGUCUUGACGAUCUGGAAAGAGAUGACGGGCCCCUGCGUUACUUCGGCUGGGACAACGAAAAGCCUCGUCGCCAGGUCAAGGUCGGCUCAUUCGAGGCCAAGGCUCGUCCAGUCACCAAUGGAGAAUACAUGGACUACCUCAAGCAGACUGGGCUCUCUGAACUUCCGGCGUCCUGGACGGCUUCCAAGUCUACAUCUGACGGUGUGAACGGUCACGCCAACGGCGUUGUCAACGGACGCUCCCCGGACGAGGAAAAGUUCGAUGGCGUAUGGGUCAGGACCGUCUACGGCCGCGUGUCUCUCAAGCAUGCGCUUGAUUGGCCCGUCAUGGCGUCCUACAACGAGUUGGCCGGGUGCGCCAAGUGGAUGGGCGGCCGGAUUCCUACGAUGCAGGAAGCCCGUAGUAUCUACGCAUAUGCCGAGCGGCAGAAAGUGCUUGAUGCAAACCAGCCAACCACACAGCGUACGAUACCGGCGGUCAACGGCCAUCUGGUAAAUGACGGGGUAGAAGAGACGCCGCCAUGCCGCGCCUUGUCGAACCAGCCCAACGGCGCCUCCAAGGCAUCUGGAUCGUCUUCGUCGUCGCCCGACCCGCGUGAGCUCUUCGUCGAUCUGAGCGGGGCGAACGUUGGGUUCAAGCACUGGCAUCCUGUCCCGGUCACGCAGAACGGCGGCAAGCUCGCGGGCCAGGGCGACAUGGGCGGGGCUUGGGAGUGGACGAGCACGGUGCUGGAGGCGCACGAGGAGUUCGAGACCAUGGGGCUGUAUCCUGGCUACACGUCGGAUUUCUUCGACGGCAAGCACAACGUCGUGUUGGGCGGAUCAUGGGCCACGCAUCCGAGGGUGGCGGGGAGGAAGACGUUCGUCAACUGGUACCAGAGGAAUUACCCGUACUGUUGGACGACGGCGAGGGUCGUCCGGGACAACUGA